UUACGUAAUAUCCAUUCAUGACGUCAUCAAUUCCUUGAAAAUCCUGAAAGAUAUGUCUUGUGCUGAAGUGAAGUGUAGAGGCAAAGUUCGUAUCGAAGUUGACGCUGUUUUCGUGUUUAUUUAAACGAUGGUAGUUCUAUAGGCUUAAAUCUAGUGAAGAUGGGAUUUUCACAGACCAUAUUAUUGAUUUUACUGGUUGGAUGUUUCCACAAUGGAGAACUGGCCAAUACAAUUACAGUGAAAGUUGGCGUAUUGUUAAUGCAGGAAGUUGAUUGGCCAUGGGAUUUGAGGAGGGUAGGACCUGCUAUUGAGGUGGCAAAGAUUGCAGCAAAGACUAAAUAUGAUGUUGAGCUUAACUAUCAAUAUCACGCUUACCUUGGACAAUGCCCAUUGGAAAAGUCUGUUGGCCACCUUGCUGAACUGUACUAUGAUCAUAAUGUUGAUGCGGUGAUUGGCCCAGGUUGUUCAGAGUCAAUCACUGGUGCUGCCCGGUUGGCGGAAUAUUUGGGGCUACCUAUUGUUACAGGUGUUGGUGAUCUUGUAGUCAGGAACACAUAUAAUGAUGAUAUGUACGAGACAUUAACAAUAUUAUCAUACAAUAUUGGAAAACUCUCAGAUUCUAUAGCGGCUAUUAUGAAAACUUACAAAUGGAAACACUCCACUGUGAUAUAUGACUAUCCGCUCACAAUAUUCAAAAUAGCAGGUUCGAAUCUCGUAAAAGAUCUCCGAGACCACAGUGAGGAUUUUGCUAGACCGUAUGAAAUAACAUUUGAUGGCAAUAAAAUGGACACAACUUCACAGUACAGUGCUAUUCUUCAAGAAGCUAAAUUCUACUCAAGAGUGUUUAUUUUCUUCUGCUAUGACAGAAUUUUCCGAGAAUUCUUAUGGGCAGCCUACCAAAAUGGCAUGGCAAAUGGAGACUAUGUAUUUAUAACCCUGGAACUGUUCCCAUCAGCUUGGCUUGGAUAUUACAUGAAAUACAUAAAAAAUGAUACCAAGGACUAUGGUGUAAGCAAGGCCUAUGAGACUGUCUUAGUGCUUACUUUAAAAAAGCUUGAUAACCCUGAGUACUUACAGAUGGCCCAAUCUGUGAUUGACCGAGCCAAGUUACCACCAUUUAAUUAUGUAUUCCCACCAGAAGAAGAUGUAAAUUACUACAUCACAGCUUUCUAUGAUGCCGUGCUUUAUCUUGCCGCUGCAUAUAGAAGCCGAGCUGAUGAGCUCAAUUUAGCCGACCCUAGCUCACAUGUGUUUAAUGGUUCCGUAGUGGCUCAACAAUUGUGGAAUUCGACUUUUGAUGGAAUCACUGGAACAGUGGCUGUUAAUGAGAUAGGGGAUAGAAAAGCCGAUUUUGACCUUUUUGAUAUGUCAUCAGAUGAGACUUGGGCGAGGGUUGGCCGUUUCCAAGGUGCAAGUCAAGCAUUUACCCCAACUUCUGGCGUGGAAAUUGUUUGGCCUAAUGGUCUUCCUGAAGACAUGCCUGUUUGUGGUUACCGUGGUGAACUUUGUGAACCAGAGGGGCCAAAGGAUUACACUGUGCUGAUUGCAGUCCUGGUCAGUGUAUUUGUACUGUUAGUUUUAGCCCUGGGUGUGAUGUAUAUAGUUUACAGGAAAUAUCAAGCCGAACAAGAACUAGGUAGAAAGACGUGGAUUGUAGACUUUUCUGAAAUUCAAGUCAGGAAAGGAAAGUUCAAUGAUUCAUUUCUCUCAAAGAGUGUACUCAAUCUUGAGGAGAAGGAAGAGCAAGUGUUCUGCAAGACAUCAUUUUGUCGUAAUCAAGUGGUAGCAGUAAGAUCUUUACAUUUGCCAUCCAUCGAAGUGACAAGACAACUUUCUAUUAGCUUCAGACAGAUGCAAAUGGCCACCCAUGCAAAUAUUGCCACCUUUGUAGGCAUCUGUUUAGAACCGGAUCAUUUCUCAAUGCUGAUGGAGUAUUGUCCUAGAGGAAGUCUUCAGGACAUGAUUAACAAUGACAGCAUUGAACUAGACUGGGACUUUCGUUUUGCUCUCAUUCAGGAUGUUAUUAAGGGUAUGCAGUACUUACACAACAGCCCACUUAAUGUGCAUGGUAAUUUCUCUAGCACCAACUGUGUAAUUGACAGCCGUUUUGCUUUGAAGAUCACCGACUAUGGCCCGGCUUCAUUUUUGGCUGAAGACAGAUCUAUUGCCAGGAAGCAGGCAUUGGAAGCUGGCGAAUAUAAUAAAAGAAAGCUUUUAUGGACUGCUCCGGAACACCUUGUAAGCACAACAGAGAUCAAUGGCUACUCUCAGAAAGGUGAUGUUUAUUCGUUCGGUAUCGUACUUCAGGAGCUUAUAAUGAGGAUGGAACCAUUUGAGGAAAACCACAUGGAUACUGAUGAUAUAAUCAACCAGUUGAUAACGAAGAAACCGCAACUUCUACGUCCUAUUGUUGCUGAAGACGCAUGUACUCCGGAACUUAUGUCAUUAAUGAAGUCUUGCUGGUGUGAUGAACCAUCUGAAAGGCCAUCGUUCAAUGAUAUAGAUGAAGUAUACAAGAAAAUGAGAAGGGGAAAAGUGACCAAUAUGAUGGACAACUUAUUGAAGAGAAUGUCUGACUAUGCAGACAAUCUGGAACAUCUCGCGGCAGAGAGAACUAAAGCUUACCUUGAAGAGAAACAGAAAGUUGAAGAACUACUCAACAAACUGUUACCUGAAUCAGUAUCUAAGCAACUACAAGCAGGAAUGACAGUCACUCCGGAAUCAUUUGAUUCUGUGACCAUCUACUUCUCUGAUAUUGUUGGAUUCACAGUUCUGUGUGGAAAAAGUACACCAAUUCAGGUAGUAGAUCUGCUUAAUGACUUGUAUACAGCCUUUGACAGUGCCAUUGAUCAGUUUAGGGUGUACAAGGUUGAGACAAUAGGAGAUGCUUACAUGUGUGUAUCUGGACUUCCCAACAGGAUAGGGGAUGAGCAUGCCAAGGAAAUGAGCAAUAUGUCUCUUACUAUACUCUAUACACUGAAAACAUUCAAGAUAAGACAUUUGCCAGAAGAACAACUUAAAGCUCGUAUUGGACUCCAUACAGGGGCAGUCGUUGCUGGUGUAGUGGGGUUAAAGAUGCCAAGAUAUUGUUUAUUCGGGGAUACUGUCAAUACUGCAUCUAGAAUGGAGUCCAAUUCUAUACCUUUCAGAAUUCAUAUAUCUAACACAACUAAGACAUUGUUAGAUCUUACACCAAUAUACAACAUUGAAGAAAGAGGUGAAAUUGAAGUUAAGGGAAAGGGCACAAUGAAGACAUUCUGGUUGAAUGAGUUUGAAGAAGGUCAACCUAUUUACCCUGGAAGUGAUAUAAUACAAACACCAAAGAGGCAAUAUGAAGCCUAGUACUCUAGUUGGACAGAAAUUGGUGUCCAUUUAUUAUGUAUAUGGUCAUAGUUUUUGUUUACUUUAAGUGUAACAGUUUUAAUGUUUACAAGUUUUGGAUUGGAAUUAAUCAGAAAAAGGAAGAGAAUUGAAAAAAGGAAGAAGUACAAUGUAUUGAAAAUACAAGUAAAGGAGAAUAAUUUAAAAAGAACAUUAAAUCGUGGAACUGCACAUUUUUUUCAAUAGUCUUGAAGUGUAUAAGUUAAUUAUGGUUUAACAAAAUGAAAUUAAGGAUGAUUAAAAUUUUAUUGUUAAUUA
Molecule: messenger RNA, 3639 nt
Organism: Ruditapes philippinarum (Manila clam)
Lineage: Eukaryota; Metazoa; Mollusca; Bivalvia; Venerida; Veneridae
Product: atrial natriuretic peptide receptor 1-like
Exons: 24
Coding region: 160-3342 (1060 amino acids)
Biological process (GO): intracellular signal transduction; protein phosphorylation; receptor guanylyl cyclase signaling pathway
Cellular component (GO): membrane
Molecular function (GO): ATP binding; protein kinase activity; peptide receptor activity
Source: RefSeq, a predicted model, not a curated record